Molecule: messenger RNA, 1887 nt
Organism: Pistacia vera
Lineage: Eukaryota; Viridiplantae; Streptophyta; Magnoliopsida; Sapindales; Anacardiaceae
Product: disease resistance protein At4g27190-like
Exons: 1
Coding region: 1-1887 (628 amino acids)
Molecular function (GO): ATP hydrolysis activity; ADP binding
Source: RefSeq, a predicted model, not a curated record
AUGGAAGUUCUGACUUCAAUUCUAGAUGCAGCUGCGGUAGAAAUAAGCCGAAGGCGCUGUGGCUCCUUUUCUAACAUCAAAAACUUCAUCAGAUUCCAAUCAAAUCUCAAUGAUUUAGAAAAAAAGAUGAAUAGUCUGAUAGAUCUUCGCAGCAAUGUGAAAGAAGAAGUUGAUUUAUCUAAUACACAAAAGAUGGAGUGGCUUAGAGAUGUCCAACAAAUCAUUUUCGAAGCAGAGCCUGUGCAAGCAGGUAGGACAACCAACAAACAAAAACUUUGUGGAUGUUUCUUUAAUUGCAGUGAAAGAUAUGAAUUCAGCAGGGAAACGGUUAGAAUUGUCAAGGAGAUAGAAAGGCUUUUGAAGAUUAGGAAUAUCAUUGCUAGAACAGAAUGUGUGAACCAUUUGGCUAAAAAGGUUGAGUAUAUCCCUGGACCGUCAAUCAGAAAUCAAACGACAGCACCAAAUAGUUUAGCCAAAGUUAUGAAUCUAUUGAAUGAUGAUAAUGUUCAGAGGAUUGGUGUUUGGGGCAUGGGGGGAGUGGGCAAGACUACCCUGGUGAAGAACUUGAACAACAAUCUCAAGAACACCUCUUCCACUCAACAAUUUGGCGUGGUAAUAUGGGCUACUGUGUCCAAGGAGCUAGAUUUAAAAAGGGUUCAAAUACAAAUAGCGGAGAGAUUGAAUCUUGAAAUGAUAAUGGGAGAAAGUGUGGAGAGGUUAGCUGUUCGACUUCAUCAGAGGCUCCAACGGGAGAAUAAAUUUCUUCUUAUCUUGGAUGAUGUGUGGCAGAUGAUUGAUUUGGAUGCUUUGGGUGUCCCGCAACCUGAAGUUCAUACAGGAUCUAAGAUCAUUUUGACAUCUCGAUCUUUAGAGAUAUGUAGGGAGAUGAAGACUGAUGAAGAAGUAAAAGUCGAUGUUCUUAAUGACGAAGAAGCAUGGCAAUUGUUUAGUAGAAGUGCCGGGAAGGUGGCUACUUUAAAGCAUAUUGAACCAUUAGCGAGGGUGGUUGCCAGAGAAUGCAGCGGUUUGCCUUUGGCUAUCAUCACUGUGGGGACAGCUAUGAGGGGGAAGACAAUGAUUGAACUGUGGAAGGAUGCCUUGAACGAGUUGCGAAGGUCAGUUCCUCAUAUCAGAGGCAUAGAGGAUAGAGUUUUCAGGCCCUUGAAGUGGAGUUACGAUUCAUUACAAGGUAAAAACAUCAAACCUUGUUUUCUGUACUGCGCUUUGUAUCCGGAAGAUUUCUCUAUUGAAGUAAGCGAACUGGUAAAUUGCUGGCUGGCGGAAGGCUUGAUAGAUGAACAACAAAAUUAUGAGGACUUGCACAAUAGGGGAAUUGCUCUGAUUGAAAAUCUAAAGGACUCUUGUUUAUUGGAAGAAGGAGCCCACGAGAGCACUGUGAAGAUGCAUGACGUAAUUCGUGAUGUUGCUAUAUGGAUAUCAUCCUCCUUGGAUGAUGGUUAUAAAUCACUUGUCCGGUCAGGAAUUGGCUUGACUAGGAUUUCAGAAGCUGAAAUGUCCACAUCUCUCAAGAGAAUCUCUUUCAUUAAUAACAAAAUAUUAGGUUUGCCGGAUCGUGGAAUUCAAUGUCCAGAGGCCUCAAGUUUACUAUUGCAAGGCCACCUUCCCCUUGAGAGAAUUCCUGAUGGAUUUCUGCAAGCAUUUCAAUCACUCCGGAUCCUGAAUGUUAGUGGAACCAACAUUCAGUCAUUACCUCAAUCCAUUCUCCAUCUGGUUGACCUUAAAGUGCUCCUAUUGAGGGAUUGUCGUCUUCUUGAAGAAUUAACCCAAUUAGGCAUGCUUAGCAAACUCCAAGUGCUUGAUUGCUGUGCGACUCGUAUUAGAGAACUUCCGAGUGAAAUGGAAAAUUUGAGCAAUUUAAGAGUAUAA